Messenger RNA from Cryptomeria japonica (Japanese cedar), 417 nucleotides. RefSeq lists its product as uncharacterized. The coding region runs from base 1 to 417 and encodes 138 amino acids. Lineage: Eukaryota; Viridiplantae; Streptophyta; Pinopsida; Cupressales; Cupressaceae. The transcript has a single exon. The record is from RefSeq and is a predicted model, not a curated record.
AUGAACAACAUUUUUAGAGAGUACCUAGAUGAUUUUGUGCUUAUAUUCAUUGAUGACAUAUUGAUCUAUUCUAAGAAUGAAGAGGAACACAAGAAGCACUUAAGGAUAGUCUUGCAACGAUUAAGAGAUCGCAAGAUUUUUGGAAAGUUUUCAAAGUGUGCUUUCUUUCAGGAAAAGGUGCACUACUUGGGUCAUGUUAUAUCUGUUGAAAGAAUUUUAGUGGAUCUUGCAAAGGUAGAGGAAAUUGUAGAUUGGCCAACACCUCAGAGUGUUUUAGAGGUCAGAAGUUUUAUGGGUCUUGUAGGAUAUUACAGGAAGUAUGUGGAAGGAUUUUCUAGGAAAGUAGCACCUAUUACUUCUCUUCAGAAGAAGGAAAAGAAAUUUGAGUGGAAUAAGAAGUGUGAAGAGUCAUUUUAG